GUCGUCGUGUGCAGCGCGCUCACCGGAAGCCACGUGUGUUCCUCCUCCCACGUGUGUUCCUGAGAUGUCUCCUCGUCUUUAGCCUCGUUUUCGUUGCUUCGCGUGUUUCUCUCCUCCGGGUUCCGACAUGUCGGGGAAGUCUGAGCUGAAAAUCAACUCGCAGUUUGCGCAGAAAUACGAGAAAUACCGACAGAGAGAAGAAUUACAGCGGCUGAAGGACAGAUACGGAGACCGAGGGGACGACAGUGACUCUGAGACGUCUGAGUCCAGCUCUGACGACAGUGAAGUGGAGCUCGACCCCGCAGUCGAAAGAGACUUUUACAGAACGUUGUCACUGCUGAAGAAGAAAGAUCCGAAGAUCUACGAGAAAGAUGCCACGUUCUACUCCGAAGGAGCGUCCACCAGUGACGAGAAGCCCUCGACUUCACAGAGAGCAGCGAAGCCCAUGUAUCUGAAGGACUACGAACGGAAAGUCAUACUGGAAAGAGAAGGAAAAUAUGAAGACGAUGACGACAGCGACGACGAGGAGGCCGCCAUGAGAAGAGAGAGAGCAGCCUCUCCGAGCUACAUCCAAGAACAGAAGCACCUGAAGGAAAGCUUCCGGAAGUUCAUCCAGGACAGUGAUGAGGAGGACGAGGCCGUCGAGGGGGACGAAAGAUCCCAGCUGCUGACGAGGAGGAUCAAAACACAGGAGGAGAAGGAUGAAGAAGAGGCCGACUACAUGGAAUGGCUGAAAGGUCAGGCUGAGUUGGACGGUCCAGAGGAGGUGAAGGACAUGAAAUACCUGAGGGACUACUGGAAUGACCCGGAGCUGGAUGAGAAGGAGUGCUUCCUGAGAGACUACAUGCUUAACAAGGGCUACCUGGAGGAUGGCGAGGACGGGGAUGAUCGGAUCCCAACUUACGACGAGGUGGUCCAGGAUGAUCUGGAUGAUUCUGAGGAGGAAGGGGAGACGUUCUUGCAGCGGCAGGAAGACUUUGAGAGAAGCUACAACUUCCGCUUCGAAGAGCCUGACGCCACGCAGAUCAAGACCUACCCCCGCACCAUCGCCACGUCCGUGCGUUCCAAAGACGACCGCCGAAAACGCAAAAGGGAGGAAGUGAAAGAAAGAAAGCAAAAGGAAAAGGAGCAGAAGCAGCAGCAGCUGAAGCAGCUGAAGAACUUGAAGCGCAACGAGAUAGUGGAGAAGCUGAAGAAGCUUCAGGAGCUGACGGGCAACGAGCAGCUGGCCUUCAGUCAGGUCGACCUGGAGGGAGACUUCAACCCACAGCAACACGACCAGCUCAUGCAGAAAUUCUUCGGAGAUGAAUAUUACGGAGGAGAAGAAGAAGAAAAGCCUCAGUUUGAUGAUGACGAUGAUGAAGAGCACUGGAACUGGGACACGUGGACAGGAGAGGGACAAGAAGACGUCUACGGUGAAGAGGAAGACGGGCAGCAACAUGCUGCCUCUGGGCCACACUGCGACGAUGAUGACUUCAUUAUGGAUGCAGACUUCGACCCGAGUCAGCAGACUGCCUCCAAGAAGAAGAAGAAAAAGGAGAGGAAGAAGAUGAAGAAAGAGGAUAUGCCACAGAUGGGCAAAAAGAGGAAGAAGUCUCACUUUGCCGAGGUCAUCACCCAAAACAAGCCCGUGUUUGAUCCUCAGGAGAAGAGCUUUGAGCAGUACCUGGAUGAGUACUACAAGCUGGACUAUGAGGACAUUAUAGACGACCUCCCCUGCAGGUUUCGCUACAGACAGGUCCUCGCCAACGACUUCGGUCUCUCCACAGAGGAGAUUUUACAUGCGAAUGACACGGAGCUGAACCGAUGGUGCUCUCUGAAGAAGACCUGCAUGUUCAGGACUGACCGAGAGGAGGCAAGUGAUUUGAAAAACUAUAAAAUCAAGGCCCAGAAUGAAAAGAAGAGGAAAGAAAUCCUGAGCUCCGUUUAUGCUGAGGAAGAUGAGGAGUCGGCAGACGCUAAAACUAAGGUCGGGAAGAAGAGGAGAGAUCGUCUGAAGAACGCUGAGAAGCAAAGUACAUCAGCUGAGGACGGUGAGGCAGGCUCCGCCGCGGACUCAGCUGACGAGACACUUGCUCAGGCUCUUGGAGAGGGCGACAGCAUGGAAGAAGAAGAAGAGGAGGAGGAGGAAGAGUUCCUUAUCCCCAAGAAAAAGACGAAACAGGAAGAGGAACCACAGGCUGCUGCUGCAGAUCAAGUCGACGAGGUGAAAAACACGACCGAGAAGCCAAACUGGUCCAAGAAGAAGCACAAGCGCCCGGGUGGACGCCUCAUAUCCGGGCGCUGCAGGGUGACGAUCGGCGGCCGGGAGUUCAGUCGACAGAGACUGAAGGCUUACGGUCUGAACCCCAAGAGACUUCACUUCAGACAGCUCGGCAGACAAAGACGGAAAGAAAGGGAGAAGAGAGAGAAGCAGAAGAACAAAGAGUGAUAACGGCUCCUGCUGACACACUCGUUUUUAUGAUUAAAGAGAUAAAUACAUUUUGGUUCACGUCACUUGUGUGAUCACCUCACAUGGACCUUUAGAUUUCAACACAUAUUUUUACCUGCAACAUUUACUGUUGAAAAUUCCUGCACAUUCUGGGACCAGUGGUGAGUUCAGCCAGUUGCUUUCAUAGUGUGAACGUUUAUAUUUCAUCAUCUGUAGUUAUCUUGCAGGUGAAGUGUGAUUUAGACCUGGUGUGUAUUGGUAAUAUCAAAACAUGCUUGUGCUCGUGGUUUGAACCUGAUGGAUGAAAGCAAUAAAAUAAGGUCACACUCCCGUUGUGUGGUUUAGAGUGGAGUGAUGAUUGAUCCCUGUA
This is a messenger RNA of Paralichthys olivaceus (Japanese flounder), 2801 nucleotides long. RefSeq names its product KRI1 homolog (gene kri1). Lineage: Eukaryota; Metazoa; Chordata; Actinopteri; Pleuronectiformes; Paralichthyidae. Gene Ontology annotation, biological process: endonucleolytic cleavage in ITS1 to separate SSU-rRNA from 5.8S rRNA and LSU-rRNA from tricistronic rRNA transcript (SSU-rRNA, 5.8S rRNA, LSU-rRNA). Gene Ontology annotation, cellular component: nucleolus; 90S preribosome. The record is from RefSeq and is a predicted model, not a curated record.